This is a messenger RNA of Cyphellophora attinorum, 810 nucleotides long. RefSeq names its product putative proteasome subunit alpha type-3. The record is from RefSeq and is a predicted model, not a curated record. Gene Ontology annotation, biological process: ubiquitin-dependent protein catabolic process. The transcript is spliced from 4 exons. Gene Ontology annotation, cellular component: nucleus; proteasome core complex, alpha-subunit complex; proteasome core complex. The coding region runs from base 1 to 810 and encodes 269 amino acids. Lineage: Eukaryota; Fungi; Ascomycota; Eurotiomycetes; Chaetothyriales; Cyphellophoraceae.
AUGAGCGCUCUUGAUUGGGCAGCCUUGCCCAGCCUUAUAUACUUCGCGACUUCUCCAUCUACAGGGACGCGCGAUGCGACGACAAUCUUCUCGCCAGAAGGCCGGUUAUACCAGGUUGAAUAUGCCCUCGAGGCCAUCUCACAUGCCGGCACUGCUCUUGGAAUAUUAGCGCAGGAUGGCAUUGUGUUGGCUGCGGAGAGGAAGGUCACAAGCAAGUUGUUGGAGCAAGAUACAUCGGCAGAGAAGCUGUACAUCCUGAACGACAACAUGAUCUGCGCCGUCGCCGGGAUGACCGCCGAUGCCAAUAUCCUCAUCAACUACGCUCGACAAGCCGCCCAGCGAUAUCUCCUCACAUACGAUGUCGACAUUCCUUGUGAACAGCUCGUACGGCGCUUGUGUGAUCUGAAGCAAGGCUACACUCAACACGGUGGUCUACGGCCAUUCGGUGUCUCAUUCAUCUAUGCUGGCUGGGACGCCCAGAGACAGUUUCAGCUAUAUCAGAGCAACCCCAGCGGAAACUACGGAGGGUGGAAAGCGACAAGUGUUGGUGCGAACAAUGCAUCAGCCCAGAGUCUACUCAAGCAGGACUAUAAGGAAGACUGCGAUCUGAAGGAGGCCUGUGGUAUGGCAGUCAAAGUGUUGAGUAAGACAAUGGACAGCACUACCUUGAGUAGCGAGAAGAUUGAAUUCGCGACGGUUGGCAAGACUAAGGAGGGAAAGAUCUACCAUCAUCUCUGGAGCGGCGAAGAGAUCAUGGCGCUGCUUCGGGAACAUGGCCUGGCCAAAGAGGAAGAGGCCGACAGUGGUUGA